ACUAAAAGUCAACAUGAAAAUAAAUAAAUUUUGUGAAUUAAAAUAUUCUUAAGUUAACAAUUUUUGUCUUCAUUAAUUAAUUUUUUUAAUUUACAUUUGGAUACUUUAAUAAAUGUAAAGUUAAAAAACAAUACAUGUACGAUAAUACAUUAGAUUUAUUGUCAUCAAGAAUUUAAUCUUAGGUUAUGAUGAAGUUAUUUCAAUUAUUUACUAUUUUUAUAUUUUGUUUUGUGUUAGUUGCUCCAGUACCUGGAAAAACUAAUGAAUCAACAACAGUUCUUCAAGAAGAAAGUGAUUCUGCAUUCACAGUUACUCCAAAAUCUGAAGAAAUUGUUGAAUCAACAAAAAUUUCUGAAGCAUCCAGUAAUUCUAUCGCUCUUAUUGAUACUAAUGACGUUGUAUCCCAAAACAAUGUAAAUAAUGAAUUAUUGUCAAAGAACAAUGACGAUACAAAAGAAACCUCAGUAGGAAACAAUAAUAGUACAGAAAUAAAAACAAAUGCAACGUUAUCUUCACCUAAUCGAUCAGAUGCUGCAUAUAAAAUUUAUCGCAAUUGUCUUACUGACAAAGUUUAUGGCAUUGUUGAGAUAGUGAAUGCUACAAGACUCAUGGAACUUUUGAUAAUUGAUCCAAGUUCAACAGUCAAGACAGAAAAUAAAAAAGAUACUAAAAUUAGCCCAAGAACUUGUCUUUUAGUUUUAUUUUACUCUCGAUGGUGUGUCUUUAGUAGUCAUGCAGCUCCGCAUUUUAAUGCAUUACCAAGAUAUUUUCCUCACAUUAAAAUAGUUGCUAUAGAUGCUUCCAAAUAUCAGAACUUCAACACUCAGUUUGGAAUUGUUGGAGUUCCCACAUUAAUGUUUGUUUAUAAUGGAAAACCUUUAGUCAAAUUCAACGACACCUCUUACACUUUGGAAUCUUUUGCUCGAUUUGUAACAGAAUAUACAGCUCUAAAACCGAAUGGAUCACUCUAUGUUACAUCUGCUGAUUUUAGUGGACCAGUUCCAAGUACUCCUUCAAAUGAAACUGAUUAUUGUUUAGUUUUAUCAUGGGUUUUCAUUGCUGCCUGUGCAAUCUAUUUUACUCUUCAGUCUCAAUGGUGGAAACAAUUUGUUGAAUUAAUUCAAAAUACUUGGAGAGAAAGUAACGCACAACAUGAACAUACUGACUAGAUAAUUAUUUAUUUAUUGUUAAUUAAAAAAUAUUUAAAAUUACAUAAACUAAAUUGAAAUAUUCUUGUUGAUAUGAUAUAUGAGAAAAACUUUUUGUUUUGUAA
Molecule: messenger RNA, 1273 nt
Organism: Chelonus insularis
Lineage: Eukaryota; Metazoa; Arthropoda; Insecta; Hymenoptera; Braconidae
Gene: bug
Product: thioredoxin domain-containing protein bug
Exons: 4
Coding region: 186-1169 (327 amino acids)
Biological process (GO): cilium assembly
Cellular component (GO): cilium
Source: RefSeq, a predicted model, not a curated record